Messenger RNA from Gasterosteus aculeatus aculeatus (three-spined stickleback), 2782 nucleotides. The record is from RefSeq and is a predicted model, not a curated record. Lineage: Eukaryota; Metazoa; Chordata; Actinopteri; Perciformes; Gasterosteidae.
CAGGUAUUUCAUGCAUGGUCUAUGCAAAGAAGGGGACAACUGUCGAUAUUCCCACGAUCUGACCAGCAGCAAACCUGCAGCCAUGAUUUGCAAGUUCUUUCAGAAGGGGAACUGUGUGUUUGGGGAUCGUUGCAGCCCCCAGGGCCAGAGAGAGUGCAUUGCAUAACGCUCUCCAUGUCCCUGUUUCCCUGAGCUUGCCACCCCCUCCUGUGCUGUUGCUUGGUUCCUCAAGUUAAUUCUGCGGCAGCACCCUUGUCUCUGAUUUAUGUUUGACCACUGUAAACCAGCAAAGGACGAGGAGUUUCCAACCCCACAAACGCUGCCGCUGCCCUCUGCCUCGCUGGCCAGCUCGUCAGACCCGGAACCCAGUGGGUUAACACCUGGUUCAGAGGCACAAGACUGGGUCAACGCUGCUGAGUUUGUUCCUGGACAGCCGUACUGUGGAAGGGCUGAGCCAGUGGACCCUGAGAGCAGUGCCCCUCUCUUAGAGACCUUGGACGGUAAGGCAUCGCAGGGCGACAAAGAACUGAAGAAGCAGCUCUGUCCAUACGCAGCCGUUGGAGAGUGCCGCUACGGAGUCAACUGUGCCUAUCUCCACGGCGACGUGUGUGACAUGUGCGGCCUCCAGGUGCUCCAUCCUACCGACAACGCCCAGCGUUCCGCGCACACUAAAGCAUGCAUCGAGGCCCAUGAGAAGGACAUGGAGAUUUCAUUUGCCAUCCAACGCAGCAAAGACAUGAUGUGUGGUGUUUGUAUGGAAGUGGUGUUUGAGAAAGCCAACCCAAGCGAGCGCCGAUUUGGCAUCCUCUCCAACUGCAGCCACUGCUACUGUCUAAAGUGCAUUCGUAAGUGGAGGAGUGCCAAGCAGUUUGAGAGCAAAAUCAUCAAAUCUUGUCCGGAGUGUCGAAUCACAUCAAACUUUGUCAUCCCAAGCGAGUACUGGGUGGAGGAUAAGGAGGACAAGCAGAAACUCAUCCAGAAAUACAAGGAUGGCAUGGGGACCAAACCGUGUCGAUACUUUGAUGAAGGUCGUGGAACCUGUCCUUUCGGCUCAAAUUGCUUCUAUAAGCAUGCCUUUCCGGAUGGACGGCUGGAGGAAGCGCAACCCCAGCGAAGACAGACCGGAUCCAACAGCAGAAAUCGGAACUCAAGACGAACACCGCUGUGGGACAUCUUCGAUGAACGGGAAAGCACCGACUCAUUUGACAACGAGGACGAGGAGAUGGUGACGUUUGAGCUGAGCGAGAUGCUUCUCAUGCUUCUUGCUGCAGGAACCGACGACGAGGUGACAGAUUCAGAGGAUGAAUGGGACUUGUUUCAUGAGGAGCUGGACGAUUUCUAUGAGAUUUACCUAUAGCAGCGCAGCCCACAAACCUCCACACCCCCUUUAUGUAUACUAGACUCUAGAAUGGACUGUCUUGUGCGAGUGAUGGACAGUAGCUUUUUCCCCGCCCUCUGUAUUGUGGCAGUGCUUUGUAGCAGGCCAUAAAUAAAUGAACUUUUAAAAGAAGAAAAAGUCCAACAAGUGUGCUCGUGCUAAACAUUUCUUAGACAGCUAUCCUCGUGGGUCUAUCUUGUGCAAUUCAUGUUAAAAUGAAAAAAAUGACAGUCAAUAUAAGAUUUAAGUCAAUAUAAGAUUUAACAAAUUAUAACUUUCUUCAAAUAUUGCUAAUAAACAUUGUCAAGUUUCUUUGUGGGUGUGGGUUUGACUUGUUAAUCAUCUACCAAGGUGUUAAUAUGUACUUCUGAGACUGAGGAUGCACUCUUACUUAGUUGGCAAUUUACUGUAAUUGUGAUUUAGCAUGAUUUAAAAGUGCUUUUUUGCCCUUAUUAGUUACUCAUAGCAAUAUACUGCGCUGAUGUUAAAUACACUCACCAUAAUCAUUCAUGUUGUACUGAAAAGUAUUUACCGUGCCCCCCCCCCUUCAUGGUUCUAAAGUCAGUCAUGAGUUGAAAAGACAAAUGUAAUUAAAGACAAACUGUCCAUCAAAGCCCAGACAAUGGAACUCAUGUAGCGUUGGUGGCUGUUUGACACGUGACCCUGUUUUUUUUGGUUGGGGGGGGGGUUGUAACUUACUCAUUUCAGCAACUAAAAGUAAUUUUCUUAGUGAUAAAACACUAAAAUGAAUUGAGCACACUAAUUUGAUUCCACAAAUGUUUCUGUUUUCAAUGCUGCCGCUUGUGACGGAAAUCUAUACUAAACAAAGUGUGCUCCCCUAUCUGCCAGGCAGCUGUGAAGCCGGCCCAUUCUGCUGUAAUGCAUACUAUGAGUGUGUGUGUGACACAGAUUGCAGAUUUAGGACCCUGAUAUAUUAUAUAAGAAGUCCUGGAACUUGGCAUGGGUAAGACCUGAGUGGCCCUCAACUUCCUCUUCUCACUCUCUCUUUAUCCUCAGAAUAGUCAACAAAGCUUUAAGCCAUUAGAAUGAAAAAUGCUUUUUCCUUGAUCUGGGUCCACACAACUGUCAAAUAAAAGAAAAUAAAGAAAUGUAAAGUUAGCUGAGCAUAUAGAAAUACCUGUGGUACCAAGUCCUUCCCCGGAACCAGGCUAUGAGUCCGCUCUAAUAACUCUUUCAGCAGUGUAGAGAAUUCCAGAGCUGAGAGACUUUUCUCAGUGUUAAUUGCAGGUUCUCUUCUGCUGAGAGGUUCUUCUACUGACUUUUAGUAGCCAGUUUCAACCUGUUCAACUCCAUGUGAAUGCAUAUGUUUAUACUGAAAUGUGUGUUUUCUAUGUUCCACAGCCAUCCAUCUCAACUUGAAAUUAAAGUUUAUUAUCAAUCCAC